Molecule: messenger RNA, 1086 nt
Organism: Durusdinium trenchii
Lineage: Eukaryota; Dinophyceae; Suessiales; Symbiodiniaceae
Source: the annotation of a GenBank genome assembly
AGCUGAUCCGUGGCUCAGCGAUUUCAGUCCGCGACCACGAGUCCGCCCAUGUCGGCUUCCCAAGUCCCCAUGUUUCUGGAUGCUGUGAAUGCUGAGAUCAAGGUUCUGAACACCUUCCUGCAUGUGAGCUCCAAGCCUGUCGUCCAAACCAGCUUCUCAGAGCCUUUGCCGAUUUUGCCACACUUCUCGGAGGAGGAGGAGGAGGUGAUGCCAUGGAGGACCCACGACUCCUAUGAGGAGGAGGGUCCUUUCGUGGCCAAAGUCUCUACUCUGGAGUAUUUUGAGCAGGUCUCCACCUUCAAUGCGGCUCCCUUUGAGAGAGGGACUGAUGGAAUGGAGCCAGUGAUGAAGAAGAUCUCGACCUUCGACUUCUUCGAUGCUCCACUUACGCCCUACGCCAACACGACUCCCCUUCCCAUGCACUGCGCGCCGAAAGGGUUCCCAGUGGAAAUCCCUGUGGCGAAAGUGGAGUCGGAGGCGGUGGACAAGAUCUCAACCUAUGACUUCUUUGAUGCGCCCCUCACGGAGCCCAUGCACUGCUCCGGCUGUGGUUUGGAGUUGACCGUGCGGAAGGUGGACUCCGAACCACCGGUGGAGAGCGUGUCCACCUUUGACUCCUUCGAAGGGAAUGGUCCCUCCCUUGAUGAGCCGGCAAUGGUGAACGUCUCCACCUUCGACUUCUUUGAAGAUGCUCCAGCGCUCCUUCCCUUGCCUUUGCCCUAUGGCUUGCCCCUAGUGCCUUGCGCCGAGCUGUCCACCAUCUCCAGCACUCCCGAGGGGCCCAGCCCCCACGGAGAACGCGAACGCGCGGAGCUGACCGUGCCCGAGAAACGCUCCAAUGCACCCUUGCAGCUGCAGGGUCCUGAGGGGAAGGAGCAGAUCCACUGGAAAGUAGAUGCUCGGAAGUUGGAGUCCCAGGAGAAGCAGAUCUUAUCGCCAGAGUUUGAGCUCACCCUGCCUGGCGUGGGCCCCACGCCCUUCCGAUUGAUGAUCUUGGCGAAGGAGACCCGAGGUAAAGGAUGCCGCGGGUUCUUGAAGGCGAAGGGCCGUGGGCGACUCUUCCUGAAGCAUGGAGCUCAGAGGGGG